AAAAUGAUCAAAAGAAAACCUUUAUUGAUACUCUUAUUAAAUCUCAUAUUUUACGUCAAUGUUAAUACUGCGACGACACAAAAUUAUAUUCCCAUAAAAGAUGAUUUUGAUCGCUCGGGAAUACCUAAAAAUAUUUUACUUGGUUCUUAUGUUGGCGGAAGAAGUCAUGUAAAACCAAUGUUAGAUGUUGUUGCUAUAUUAAUUGAGAGAGGUUACAACGUAACAUUACUAGCAUCAGGAAGAUAUGAACCAUCAUCAGAGUACCCAGGUCUAAAUCAAAUUACAUUAGGACCUCGAUUGGGUGUCAAAGAAUUAAGACGUACAAUUACUUAUGAAGAACAUUAUAAAAGGUUUUCAAGAUUUAUAGAAAUAAGCAGAAACGGCUACAAAGAAACUUAUGAAAAAUAUAAGAAAGCCGCAAUAGAAUAUAAUAUUGAUUUGUUCUUUUGUGACGUUCUGGGAAAUGAUGCUUGCAUAGAUAUUGCCAAUAAUUUAAAGAAACCUGUUGUUGUUUGGUCUUCGGGUCUUCAACUUACAGAUCCUGUACCAUAUAAAAAUGAUCCGUUAUACGGCUGUAACAUCUCAUUAGAAAAUGAAUCAUUUUUUGAGAGAUUUAGAUGUGCUUUAAUACAACCUUUACAAAUAGCUUAUACGAUGGGUCGGAUUGGACCCCCUGCGCAUCAAUUGAAUAACAUAAGAGAACUAAUGAAUAUAAAUACAUCAUCAGGACAAAUGCCAAAAGUUUCAUUAUCUUUGGUUGAUACUUUCUUCGGUUUUGAGUUACCGCAACCUUUACCACCAAAUGUCCAGGAAGUUGGACCAGUAUUAUCAAAAGAAUAUCCUCCACUUACACCCGAACUCUCUAAUUUCAUAAAUACGCACAAACGAGUUUUAUACGUAGCUUUUGGUACACGUUUUAUUACAAAUACUGAGAAUAACAACAAAAUUUUACAAUCAUUUGUUGAAGCAAUCAACAGAAAAAUAGUUGAUGGUGUAGUUUGGCCAUUAAUUGAAACAUCAAAAGAUAAUUUUUAUCCAACAUUAAAAUUAACUGAUGGUACACAAAUGCAAACUUUACCAAUCUUAAAUAAUAAACAUCCACAUAUUCAUAUUACAAAGUUUGUACCGCAAUUCGCUGUACUUAAUCACACCAAUACAAAAUUAUUUUUUAGUCAUGGGGGCGCAGGAAGUACUCAUGAAUCUCUUUAUACUGGUACUCCUAUGUUAGUAUUACCCCUUGGUGGCGAUCAGAUGGGCAAUUCUCAAAAAUUAAAAUCAGCUGGUGUAGCAUUAACGUUAAAUGAAUUAGCUUUAGAUGUUAGUGAUAUUUUAAACAAAAUGAGUAUCUUAUUAGAAGAUGAAAAGAUAAAAAAAAAUAUAAAGAAAAUGGAAGUUUUAACUAAAAUCAACAGUAGAAGAAAAUAUAGAGCUGCUGAUUUAAUAGAAUAUAUUUUACAUAGUAGUGGCUUAGAAGAAUAUGUUAAUGAUGACUUUUUAAAAGAAUGGGCACCUGCUCCGUCUAGAAUGGGAUUUAUCAAAGCAAAUAAUCUUGACGUUUAUGGAGCUUUAUUAGGUAUUUUUCUUACACUUAUCGGAGGAAUUGCAUUCAAAUUAUUCAAAUUGAUUUCAAAUUCCUCGUCCAUUAAAAUAAAAUCAAAAAAAGCAUAGACAUUUUAUUUUUUUUUAAUAGAAAUACUGUAUGUUAUUCUAGAAUUAGGUAAAUUGAUUUUACUAUGU
Messenger RNA from Rhizophagus irregularis DAOM 181602=DAOM 197198, 1737 nucleotides. RefSeq lists its product as uncharacterized. Gene Ontology annotation, molecular function: UDP-glycosyltransferase activity. Lineage: Eukaryota; Fungi; Glomeromycota; Glomeromycetes; Glomerales; Glomeraceae. The record is from RefSeq and is a predicted model, not a curated record.